Messenger RNA from Hyposmocoma kahamanoa, 2301 nucleotides. RefSeq lists its product as uncharacterized. Bases 344 to 1834 code for a protein of 496 amino acids. The record is from RefSeq and is a predicted model, not a curated record. The transcript is spliced from 2 exons. NCBI's taxonomy places the organism in Eukaryota, Metazoa, Arthropoda, Insecta, Lepidoptera, Cosmopterigidae.
GGCAAGCAAUACGCCCCCUUUGGCCCUGAUUUCCUGCUAAACGGUAGCCCUGUGAUUAGCCAACACAGGGAAAUGGCAUUGUGUCCCGUCAGAGGGCCACAGGCGAGGUGUGGGGGGGACGGACUCGGCCAUGCUGACGGGGUGAGUAUGUGCGGAACACCUGGCUGACCUUGAUCAGGUCAGCCAGCCGCACAUUUCGAGCCCCCGAUGUCGCGCAGUGAGCUCCCAACUUCUGCACCUAUACUCUCCUGACAAUCCUGGUGUCCCGAAUGGGACAUCCCCAAAGGUGCGGGCUCCGUGGUGGGUGGGAAGUCAGGAGAGUGAAUUUUUACGAACUUUAAAUAUGGAUUUAAAUGAUCAACUUUUAACCAAAACCCAAAACCCAAAACCGGCGGUACUCGAGGGGAAACCCAAAAGUGCCCCACAAACAAAUACGAACACACAGCGCCCUACGGUGAGUGGUAGGCCAAAGGGGAAACCCCAAGGUCAGCCGAGCACCGAUGCUGGUGCUAGCACCACACCAGCGGUUGUGGCCCAAACCCCAGGUUCUGCGGCCCCCGCUCAAAACCCCUCAAACGCGGCCCUUGAAGCAGGGUGGACCCUGGUGAGUCGCCAGCCCAAAUCCAAGGCCACGGCACCCAUCCGUAAGGAAGGGACUAGUGGCCAUGGCGAGCGCCCACCCCCGGCCCCCAGUGGGAGCAGGGGACGCCCUGCCCGUAAAAACAAGAAGGGCCGUCGUAAAGAACGCGAGCGUCGUACCACACACAACCCCCUGCCGAAGGAGGGAGAGGCGAGGCCCCCAGUGGGUGGCGCGAGUGGCCCAGGGACUGCAUCAGCACGGUCUAAUGGGUCGGUCGCGCACCCCACUGGAAGGGCCCCCCUCCCUUCUAACAGCAAACCGGUAGAGAGCAGGCAGAGGUCCUCGACCAUUGCCAAACGUGCCCGCCUUGACGAGACCAUAUCUCCUAGAGGCGAGCACAAGCGGCAAAAGGUUGAGAGGCCCGCCGAGCAACGCACUUACGCCGAGGCCACCAGGCCUGAACUCAUGGCGGUAAUUACAUCAGCCAAAACUGGCUACAUACGGAGCCCCGAUGCCGACAUGGUACAGGUGGCCCUAUGUAAGCUCCUCUCGCAAGGAGCGGAGGAGUGCAGCGAGGAGGACGUCGGCCCACAGUUUCGUGGUAAACCUGUCUACAGUGACGGGUCCCUGAAACUGUGGUGUCAGGACACAGCCACCUUCCAGUGGCUAGAAGAUGCCCUUAGCACCAUCAGGCUGCCAUCCGGGGAGCCCCUCUCAUUGAAAAAUGGGGUGGAGGCUCCCCGGAGGGUGGUCUGCGGACUACUCAUCCCUGGUCACUGGGAGGAUGCGCGUCGAAUCGGCCGCAUCCUCAAGUGGCAAAACCCGUGGGCGGAGGCACACCGCUGGGUUGUUCACAAGCUGCAGCAGCACAGUGACAACUCUUUCGUAGUGGUGAGCCUCCCAGAGGAACUCGUCCCCGCUGUCCUGGGGCAUGGCCGGCGCCUAACCUUCCAGUUGGGCACGGUCUACCUCAGGUUCAGAUCGAAGAGGGGCCUGUACACCGAUGUGCCACCCGAGAAGACGGGCACAUCAGCGACGCGGAUGGACGUCUCCCCGGAGCCCUCCACCUCCUCCAAUAUUCCCGGAGAAGGUGAAGGGCCCUCCUCGACCCCCGUCUCUGCGGACGCCGCUGUCAAACCGGUGGCGACCAGCAGCGACGACGAGUGUGUGUUGGGGAUGGGAGACAUCCGACUGAGCGAGGACGUGGACGAGGAGCUGCUAUCUUCUGAUGGCGGUUUCCCCCUCGCUCAGUAAACUACACAUCGUCCAGAGCAACCUCCACCACAGCCAGGCCGCAACGGUUCAGCUCCGGAAAUGGUUGGAGGCUAACAACACAGCCAUGGCACUAAUCCAGGAACCGUGGAUUAGUGCCCGUGGUCAAAUAAAUGGACUCUCACACCUGAGAGAGACCUGUGUGCCGUAAAGCUUUUAGCAGACGCGGCCACGGGUCUGCCUGAAGUGGUGCUCGCCUCUGUCUAUAUGGCGGAGACUGAUGUGCCACCACCGCAGGAAAUGGUUCAGCUAAUCAACUACUGCGAGCAGAACGGCCAGAAUAUCGUCGUGGCUACUGACUCCAAUGCCCACCAUCCGUUGUGGGGCAUGGAUCUCGCAAAUGAUAGAGGUAAGAACCUAACAGAAUACUUAUUCACAACUAACCUUCAAAUCCUUAAUAAAGGUAUAGUACCAACUUUUAUAAAUAAAAGAUGUAGAACUAUUAUAGA